Molecule: messenger RNA, 12675 nt
Organism: Mastomys coucha (southern multimammate mouse)
Lineage: Eukaryota; Metazoa; Chordata; Mammalia; Rodentia; Muridae
Gene: Trpm3
Product: transient receptor potential cation channel subfamily M member 3
Exons: 27
Coding region: 297-5537 (1746 amino acids)
Biological process (GO): protein tetramerization; monoatomic cation transmembrane transport
Cellular component (GO): membrane
Molecular function (GO): monoatomic cation channel activity
Source: RefSeq, a predicted model, not a curated record
AGUCCCCAGCCCCAGGCGUGGGCCGUGCGCCCUCCACCACCCCCGCCUUGAAGGCGGUGGCUGCGGGUGGAAAGCAAUUUGGGGUGCAUAAGGAAGCGGGCUGGGGCGCAGGUGGCGCUCGUAGCCCCAGCCCUGGUUGAGCCAAUCGCGAGCGCAAGCGCAGCCUGCUGGCAGCUUUACGGAGCUCCGGACUCAGGCAGGGAGCCUACUAGGCGAAGGCGGCGCAGGAGAGAGCUGAGCGCAGGCUCCUGUGAGCACUGCCAAGGGCGCGGGCUCGCCCGGCCACGCUGCCAAGCAUGGGCAAGAAGUGGAGGGACGCGGGAGAGAUGGAGAGAGGCUGCUCUGACCGCGAGGACAGCGCAGAGAGCCGCAGGCGCAGCCGCAGCGCCAGCCGGGGCAGGUUUGCCGAGUCGUGGAAAAGGUUAAGUUCCAAGCAGGGGUCCACCAAGCGCUCGGGACUGCCCGCACAGCAGACACCGGCUCAGAAAUCCUGGAUUGAAAGAGCAUUUUAUAAAAGAGAAUGUGUUCACAUCAUACCCAGCACCAAAGACCCCCAUAGGUGUUGCUGUGGGCGCCUCAUAGGCCAGCAUGUCGGACUCACUCCUAGUAUCUCUGUGCUUCAGAAUGAGAAAAAUGAGAGUCGCCUCUCCCGAAAUGACAUCCAAUCUGAGAAGUGGUCUAUCAGCAAACACACUCAGCUCAGCCCAACAGACGCUUUUGGGACCAUUGAGUUCCAAGGAGGCGGCCAUUCCAACAAAGCCAUGUAUGUCCGAGUAUCUUUUGAUACGAAACCUGAUCUAUUGCUACACCUGAUGACCAAGGAAUGGCAACUGGAGCUUCCCAAACUUCUCAUCUCUGUGCAUGGAGGGCUACAGAACUUUGAACUCCAGCCCAAACUCAAGCAAGUCUUCGGGAAGGGGCUCAUCAAAGCAGCCAUGACAACUGGAGCAUGGAUCUUCACUGGAGGAGUCAACACAGGUGUCAUUCGUCAUGUUGGAGAUGCCUUGAAAGACCAUGCGUCUAAGUCUCGAGGGAAGAUAUGUACCAUAGGUAUCGCCCCCUGGGGAAUUGUGGAAAACCAGGAAGACCUGAUUGGAAGAGAUGUAGUCCGACCAUACCAGACCAUGUCCAAUCCUAUGAGCAAGCUCACCGUUCUCAAUAGCAUGCACUCUCACUUCAUCCUGGCUGACAACGGGACCACGGGAAAAUACGGGGCAGAGGUGAAACUCCGCAGACAACUGGAAAAGCACAUUUCGCUCCAGAAGAUAAACACAAGAUGCCUGCCGUUUUUCUCUCUUGACUCCCGCUUGUUUUAUUCAUUUUGGGGUAGUUGCCAAUUAGACCCAAUUGGAAUCGGUCAAGGGGUUCCAGUGGUGGCUCUCAUCGUGGAAGGAGGACCCAAUGUGAUCUCAAUUGUUUUGGAAUACCUUCGAGACACCCCUCCUGUACCAGUCGUGGUCUGUGAUGGGAGUGGACGGGCAUCUGACAUCCUGGCAUUCGGGCAUAAAUAUUCAGAAGAAGGAGGACUUAUCAAUGAAUCUUUGAGGGACCAGCUGUUGGUGACAAUACAGAAGACCUUCACGUACACUCGCACCCAAGCUCAGCACCUGUUCAUCAUCCUCAUGGAAUGCAUGAAGAAGAAGGAACUGAUCACAGUGUUUCGAAUGGGAUCAGAAGGCCACCAGGACAUUGAUUUAGCUAUCCUGACAGCAUUACUCAAAGGCGCCAAUGCAUCCGCCCCAGACCAACUGAGCUUAGCUUUAGCCUGGAACAGAGUUGACAUCGCUCGCAGCCAGAUCUUUAUUUACGGGCAGCAGUGGCCGGUAGGGUCCCUGGAACAAGCCAUGCUGGAUGCCCUAGUCCUGGACAGAGUGGACUUUGUGAAAUUACUCAUAGAAAAUGGAGUAAGCAUGCACCGUUUUCUCACCAUCUCCAGACUAGAGGAACUGUACAAUACGAGACAUGGGCCCUCAAAUACAUUGUACCACUUGGUCAGGGAUGUCAAAAAGCGAGAGUAUCCAGGUUUCGGUUGGAUCUAUUUUAAGGGAAACCUGCCCCCGGACUACAGAAUCAGCCUGAUAGACAUUGGCCUGGUGAUCGAGUACCUGAUGGGCGGGGCUUACCGCUGCAACUACACACGCAAGCGCUUUCGGACCCUCUACCACAAUCUCUUUGGCCCCAAAAGGCCCAAAGCCUUGAAACUGCUGGGAAUGGAGGAUGAUAUUCCCUUGAGGAGAGGAAGAAAGACAACUAAGAAGCGUGAGGAAGAGGUGGACAUAGACUUGGACGACCCUGAGAUCAACCACUUCCCAUUUCCCUUCCAUGAGCUGAUGGUGUGGGCGGUGCUCAUGAAGAGACAGAAGAUGGCCCUGUUCUUCUGGCAGCACGGAGAGGAGGCCAUGGCCAAAGCCCUGGUGGCCUGCAAGCUCUGCAAAGCCAUGGCUCACGAGGCUUCUGAGAAUGACAUGGUUGAUGAUAUUUCCCAGGAGCUGAACCACAACUCCAGGGACUUUGGCCAGCUGGCUGUGGAGCUCCUGGACCAGUCCUACAAACAGGAUGAGCAGCUGGCCAUGAAACUGCUGACGUAUGAGUUGAAGAACUGGAGCAAUGCCACAUGCCUGCAGCUGGCUGUGGCUGCCAAGCACCGUGACUUCAUUGCACACACGUGCAGCCAGAUGUUACUUACUGACAUGUGGAUGGGACGGCUCCGGAUGAGAAAGAACUCAGGCCUCAAGGUAAUUCUGGGAAUUCUACUUCCUCCUUCAAUUCUCAGCUUGGAGUUCAAGAACAAAGAUGACAUGCCCUAUAUGACUCAGGCCCAAGAAAUUCAUCUCCAAGAGAAGGAGCCGGAGGAGCCAGAGAAGCCCACAAAGGAAAAAGAUGAGGAGGACAUGGAGCUCACAGCCAUGUUGGGGAGAAGCAACGGGGAGUCAUCCAGAAAGAAAGAUGAAGAAGAAGUUCAAAGCAGGCACCGGCUAAUCCCCGUGGGCCGAAAAAUCUAUGAGUUCUACAACGCACCCAUCGUGAAGUUCUGGUUCUACACUCUGGCAUAUAUUGGAUACCUGAUGCUCUUCAAUUACAUCGUGUUAGUGAAGAUGGAGCGCUGGCCUUCCACUCAAGAAUGGAUUGUCAUCUCCUACAUUUUCACUCUGGGAAUAGAGAAGAUGAGAGAGAUCCUGAUGUCGGAGCCUGGCAAGCUGCUGCAGAAGGUGAAGGUGUGGCUUCAGGAGUACUGGAACGUCACAGACCUCAUUGCCAUCCUUCUCUUCUCGGUGGGAAUGAUCCUUCGUCUUCAAGACCAGCCCUUCAGGAGUGACGGGAGGGUCAUCUACUGUGUGAACAUCAUUUAUUGGUAUAUCCGUUUGCUAGACAUCUUCGGCGUGAACAAGUAUCUGGGCCCAUAUGUAAUGAUGAUUGGGAAAAUGAUGAUAGACAUGAUGUACUUUGUCAUCAUUAUGCUGGUGGUGCUGAUGAGCUUUGGGGUCGCCAGGCAAGCCAUUCUCUUUCCCAAUGAGGAGCCAUCUUGGAAACUGGCCAAGAAUAUCUUCUACAUGCCUUAUUGGAUGAUUUAUGGGGAAGUGUUUGCUGACCAGAUAGACCCUCCCUGUGGACAGAACGAGACCCGAGAGGAUGGCAAGACAAUCCAGCUGCCCCCAUGCAAGACAGGAGCAUGGAUUGUCCCGGCCAUCAUGGCCUGCUACCUCUUGGUGGCGAACAUCCUUCUGGUCAACCUCCUGAUUGCUGUCUUCAACAAUACAUUUUUUGAAGUCAAGUCGAUAUCCAACCAAGUAUGGAAAUUUCAGAGGUACCAGCUCAUCAUGACUUUCCACGAGAGGCCGGUCCUGCCCCCACCGCUCAUCAUCUUCAGUCACAUGACCAUGAUAUUCCAGCACGUGUGCUGCCGGUGGAGGAAGCACGAGAGUGACCCGGAUGAAAGGGACUACGGCCUGAAACUCUUCAUAACUGAUGAUGAGCUCAAGAAAGUACAUGAUUUUGAAGAGCAGUGCAUAGAGGAAUAUUUCAGAGAGAAGGACGAUCGCUUCAAUUCAUCCAACGAUGAGAGGAUACGGGUGACAUCAGAAAGGGUGGAGAACAUGUCCAUGAGGCUGGAGGAAGUUAAUGAGAGAGAACAUUCCAUGAAGGCUUCACUCCAGACAGUGGACAUCCGGCUAGCACAGCUGGAGGACCUCAUCGGGCGCAUGGCCACAGCCCUGGAACGCCUGACCGGUCUAGAGCGGGCAGAGUCUAACAAGAUCCGCUCAAGGACCUCCUCAGACUGCACAGAUGCAGCCUACAUCGUCCGCCAGAGCAGCUUCAACAGCCAGGAAGGGAACACCUUCAAACUUCAAGAGAGUAUAGACCCUGCAGGUGAGGAGACCAUGUCCCCAACUUCUCCAACCUUAAUGCCCCGUAUGCGAAGCCAUUCUUUCUAUUCAGUCAAUGUGAAAGACAAAGGUGGUAUAGAAAAGUUGGAAAGCAUUUUCAAAGAAAGGUCCCUGAGCUUACACCGAGCUACUAGCUCCCACUCAGUAGCAAAGGAACCCAAAGCUCCUACAGCCCCUGCAAACACCUUGGCCAUUGUUCCUGACUCCAGAAGACCAUCGUCAUGCAUAGACAUCUAUGUCUCUGCCAUGGAUGAGCUCCACUGUGAUAUAGACCCUCUGGAUAAUUCCAUGAACAUCCUUGGGCUGGGCGAGCCAAGCUUUUCAGCUCUAGCACCUUCCUCAGCCCCCUCAAGUAGUGCCUAUGCAACCCUCGCACCUACAGACCGACCUCCAAGUAGGAGCAUUGAUUUCGAAGACCUCACCUCCAUGGACACUAGAUCAUUUUCUUCAGACUAUACCCACCUCCCAGAAUGCCAAAACCCCUGGGACACAGACCCUCCAACGUACCAUACCAUCGAGCGUUCCAAGAGUAGCCGCUACCUAGCCACCACGCCCUUUCUUCUGGAAGAGGCCCCCAUUGUAAAAUCCCAUAGCUUUAUGUUUUCUCCUUCAAGGAGUUACUACGCCAACUUUGGGGUGCCCGUGAAAACAGCAGAAUACACAAGUAUUACAGACUGUAUUGACACAAGGUGUGUCAAUGCCCCCCAAGCAAUAGCUGACAGAGCCACCUUCCCCGGAGGUCUUGGAGACAAAGUGGAAGACUUAUCUUGUUGCCACCCUGAGCGAGAAGCAGAGCUGAGCCAUCCCAGCUCUGACAGUGAGGAAAAUGAGGCCAGAGGCCGGAGAGCUGCCAAUCCCAUAUCCUCUCAGGAGGCUGAAAAUGCAGACAGAACCCUCUCCAACAACAUCACAGUUCCCAAGAUAGAGCGCGCCAACAGCUACUCGGCAGAGGAGCCAAACGUGCCAUAUGCACAUACCAGAAAGAGCUUCUCCAUCAGUGACAAGCUUGAUAGACAGAGGAACACAGCGAGCCUCCGAAAUCCCUUCCAGAGAAGUAAGUCCUCCAAGCCAGAAGGCCGAGGGGACAGCCUAUCCAUGAGGAGACUGUCUAGAACAUCAGCUUUCCAUAGCUUUGAAAGCAAGCACAACUAAACCAUCUUACCAUGUGUUGCAGGAGGCUCGAGAAUCCAGCACUAAAAUUCUCCCCAAUGCCCACCACGUUCCCCCUUUCUUGAGUUAGACCUGCUUUAUUCUUAGCUGAGCAAAAACAAUGGGAGACAUUAACUCAAAGGUAACCUCUGGGCUACAGAUCAAGCAAGCAUUCCAUCUGGCCCAGUUCAAAACACAGGGGUUGAAGCAUGUUCCUAUCUGUUGGGCAGGGAGGGGUAAAGACGACAGACGGGGGCUAGAGAUAAAUGGGUGUCACCAGGCAUCACAGAAAGCCAUGAGCUCUGGGGAGCCAAUGGGCUUCAGCACUCCAUGCCAACAGGCAUCAUGGGAUUUCGGCCCCGUUAUCAAGAGUCGAGGGCUAAAUUGCAAAAUGAAAUAAGAAUAGACAGCGUACAAGAUGAGAUAUUCUAAACUUCCAUUCUGUUUUCUUUUCACAUUGGUUCCAUCACUGGUGACUGAUGAAGAACAUCCUUUUUAUUCAGUAUAAGCCGGCAGCAAGCAGUUCUACCUAACGUCCCACAUCCUUCUCAUGCCAACACUUCUGUAAUUGGUCAUUAUAAAGAAAACCAAGGUAACAGUCAUAUAUACAGUUCACCUGUCUCUUAUCUAUCCACUUCUGGUGCCACAACUGUUUAUCUCUUUAGAAGAAAAUAAGGGAACAGAAAAAAAAAUGCCUUUUUUUUUGUCUUGCGAUCAAAAUGAAAGAAGAAUUGAUGUUGAAAGCAAAAGUCAUAUGAUUUAUAAUAUACCACAGGCAAUCAAGUAUAGUCAAGUAAGCUCAGGAUGAAUGUACUCAGAUAAUUUUAUAUUUUUAAGUUAUUUUGUAUCUCACCUGUCAUCAAAGAAUUCACUCAUCAAAUAUGUAAUAUUGAACUUUAAGAAAAAGGUGGGAAGAUCUAACAUUAAGUUGCCAGUGGGAUGUUGUUAUAGUCUCACCAUUCAUAGUGUGUGACGCUGCUGUGUGGGCCUUCAUCAUCUGCAUGUCUCCACUAUGUCCUUCAGACACCUCCAAGAUGUAACUGCCAAAUUUCCACACUGCUCAUCACGUGACCAUUUUGUAUUUGAACACAUGGUUAUAUGUGGAUAUUUUCAUACCUAGAGUUUAGCCAUCUAAUCUGGGCUCAGCAUAAAUUUAAUCAGAGUUUUUCAAGGGCUGGUAUCUUUUUUAUGGAAAUGUUCCAAAGUACUUUUUAAGGAAGUUUAAAAACCAUAAAUAACCUUAGAUUUGACUAGGGGCUUGAUAUCAACCCAAACCCAUCAGUUGCAGGCAAGCCUUGAAUAUGUUUCUUAUUUACAAAGCUAUAAAAAAGAUACAGUAGGACCAAAAUAGAAAGCAAAUAUACCAUAUACAGAAUUCUAUAGUUUAUGCUGCUUACAUAUGCAUCCACAUACAGACUCAUGUUUAUACACAGUAUAUAUACAGACACAUAGAGAUUUCUUAAAAGGCUUUGACUUUCUGUCAUCUGAUGGUAUAACUAAGAUUAUUUUUUAAUGCCCAAGAAGUUUCUCUGGAAAAAGUUUAUUGUGCUAUUGGACCCAUUGUUGAAAUUAUAAUUUGCAAAAUUAUAUAUAUAUAUAUCUGGUCUUCACCUGUCUUUACACUGAACAAGAACUGCCAAAAUGGUUCCCACCCUGUCCUUAUCUCCUCCUGUUUGGAAGCACCCAUUGUCCUGAGAUCCCUUGCACUCUGGUUGCUCUGACACAAAGCUAUUAUCACCAAAUAUAAUCUGAAUAGAUGAUUGACUCUAAGCCUGUUUUUAUUACACCAUCUAGAAUGGAGGCAUACGUUUCUAGAAUAGAACCUGGGAUAAAGAAAUCUUGACCACAAAAUUUUGAAUUCCUAUUUAGAUAACUGAACACAAAGUCUUUAAGAAAAGUGAUUUGGGGCCAGGAAUAGUUAGUGGUAAUGUUCACUGUGUGUAAUUCCAAGCACAUGGGAAGAGGAGGCAGAAAGAUGAGGAAUUCAGAGUCAGCCUCUGGUAUAUAUCAAGUUCAAGGUCAACAGGGACAUGAGACCCUGUUAGAGACAGAGAGAAAGGGAGAGAGGGGAAGAGAGAGAGAGGGCAGAAUAAAAAGAAAAUGCUUUGAGCUGGGGAGCUGAGACUUGAGCUCAGUGUCACAGCACUUGCUCAACACACUCAAGGCCCUAUGUUCUAUCUCCAGUGGUUAAAAAAAGGGGGAGGAGAGAGAAAGAGAGAAAGAGAGCGAGAGAGAGAGAGAGAGAGAGAGAGAGAGAGAGAGAGAGAGAGAAUUUAAUGUUCCUGGUCCCAAGUGUUCCUUGGUUCUUUUCACUGUAGUUCUAAACACCAAGGUUCAUAUCCCUUAAUGAAAUCAAGUCAGUACACCACAAAACCUGUAGCCUUUAAAUAUUUUUGAAAGAAAAAAAAAUCUUUUCAGCGAAAGAGUGGCAAGUGUGUAUCUGUAAAGAAUCCUUUUUCAUCCUUGGUAUUUAGGCAACACCCAAGCUCUUCAUUGAUAAUUGUGCUAGAGACACUCACUUUCUUAUUGGUGAUCUCCUUACCAGCAAACAUGCUUUGAACCUGAAAAGAUAUCAUUUGUCUCUAAGCUUCCUUGAGCCAUGAGUCCCUGCGAGAACCCGAUAGAAACUCUGAACCCUCCCACACCCCAAACUCACAUCCAUGUGAAGCCACACUAUAACAUUAAGGGGUUCGUGACUCCCCUGCUUCCACGGUGACUGGUGAUGAUUAAAGAGACUACAUUCAUUCAUCAUCAACCAUGCUACAACAGGCACUAUACACUUCCAGACCAUUUCCCUGUGAUUCUCAGGAGGGCCAAGUCUCAGCACCAGCGUCUGAACCAAGGUUUCAGCACUUCCACUCUUUAGAUUACAUAUGGCUAGCUGGAUGUCCUUGUGCCCUAACAUCUUCAUGCUUUUGAGUGGCAAGCAUUCUCAAAGGCAGAGGCUCUCUGAGGGAAUCUGUAGAGGAGUCCAAGAUGAAACCAUCCGCUGGGACAGUAGAGCAGGAUACCACGCACUCUAGAGCCUGGUUUGGGGACCUCCUUGGAAACAAGGGAGAGAAAGAACAAGCCUACAUGUUUCUGUUUGUUGUGAUCGCCUGAGAGAAAGAACAUGACCUGGGAAAGGAAACACUUUACAGUCCUGAGCUUUUGUUCUGCAUGAAAAUUAAGUGCUAACCUCUUUGGUGAAGUGUGCUAAGUCUAUAAAAGCCAAAUGUAAACAACUGCAGACACAAACUGUGUAGGUCUCCCAAGCCAUGUCUUCCCAGUGCACAUGUGUGUGUGUUGUUUUCAACCCCACCUCCUUCCAUUUCUGGGUUCUCUGUGUACCAAUGUGGCAUCGAUUCUGUGGCCUUGUGCAAACAGCUCGUGUUCAGCUCAUUUGUUCCACCAUGUCCCUGAUGGAGGGGACCUUAAUUACCUGCCUCUGUGAAUUAAACAGCUCGUGAGUAGCCAGUCAUUGAAGGCCAUACAUAAAGAAAGUCAUGGAGGGCUCAAGGAAGAGAUAGCCUGUUUAAUCAUCUGCUUCAUAGGUGCCAAUUUUUAUAUACUACGAUGUGUAAUGAUUUGUUCCAAAUUGCUUGCUUGUUCCUUUUGGGAAAGAAAUGAAUGUUUUAUAAAGAUGGCCAUGAAGGUUUCUUGAUUAACCGCCAUAUUUUAUACUUACAGUUAGAAACUGGUAGAUUUGAAUGGAGUGCUAGAAAACAAGAGGAUAAUUGUCAUGGGCAGUCUGUGUGUGUGUAAGCCAAGAGGAGGGUAGUCAGAAGGUGGCACUUUAGAGAACUGGAUGUUUCUUUAAAGUUGAAGCGUCCAGGGCCAGUUACUAUUUAGCACUUUGAAAGUUCCCCCUUUAAAAUAUAUAUAUGCAUAUACCAGAAUAAUGAAAUAGGGGGGGUGUACUUGUGGAAACACAAAAUGUGUUUCUUCUGAAUGUUACAAUUGUAUUUUUAAAUCUGGUCUCUAUAGAUAACAUUAUGGUAGAUCACUGGAUAGUACGUUUUCUUCUUUUUUUUCUUUUUUUCUGAAGCUGUACAGUCUAAUCUUCCUGGAUGUUUGGGCUGUUUGAUUUCUUUAAAGAUAAUAUACAUUAUCCAGUUAUCCAUCAUGCUAUAUCUAUAGGCUAUGCCAUGUGACAUAUUGGGCAAUGCUGUAUUAUAAAAACACAUGUAAACUUAUCUGUAACCUGUGUUUAACCCAGCAUAGUUGUAGCAUGUGGUUGUAUUAAUGAACGUUACAGGACAGCUUUAUAAUCAUUUAUAAAUCUGUAACAUUCAAUAAAGAAGCACAUGUGGCAAGGAUUAAUUAUGCUCCCAUUUCCAUGUUUUUAGCAGCCUCUAGUAAUAGGCACUUCUGUUCCUGAUCUCUAUUACGCUCUUCGCAUCCCUCAGACCCUCAUAGAAACCGUAUAUAAGCUGAUGUGCCUCUGCUACCGGGUCCCACGAGCUGGGAGAGGCAAGUGUGGUUUUGUGUCAGACAAACUGGUGUGUUACGCAAAAGACUAGGCAGCAAAUGAACUUAAACAGUUUAAAACUCCAGUGGAAUUAGCGGUCUGUUUGCAUCUGCUGACUCCAUACGGAAGCAGUGUACAGUGUUUUAUAAAUCCGUUCAUUCAGGAGCACUGCCUGCUGUAGAUAAAGUGAUGUUAUUGUUUAGGUGGCUAUACAUUUGGCCUACAUAUUGCAUCCAACUUGCUAAUCUUUACCAUACCAAUGAGACUCUAAGGAAGUAAUUCCUCCCAGGACCCAGUCUUAAUUUUGUGUCAGCACAAUGCACACUGGCCUUUCUGUCCCUUUACCUUCGUACGGCACUUAACGUUUUACGCUGCUUGUCUGCUGCGAUUCUUAAGCCAUUUAACGAGUCACUCAGAUUGCUCGGCUUCUUAAACUGGGGACUCCUUUCAGUUCUCAAAAGCUGAAAACAAGUAAUCAAGGGUUUCUUUUCUCUUAUCAAUUUGUUUUUUGUAAAGCUCUGCACAAAUAAGAUGAAAUAAAGUAUCAACUACAACUUGCAAUAGCUAGGGGAGCCAGAGCUGACAAGGCAGCAAGCACCACUCUGGAGUCCUAAGGUCUAGGUGUGGGGGCAUCUGUGAUAUAGGAAAGACGCAUCUUGGAUUCUUUAGGGCUUCCUGGGUGCAAAUUGCUAAACCAGAGAUGAAAGUCAAGGUGCACAGUGACAGAGCAGAAAUGCACAGAUCACUGUGAGCGAGUGGUCCCUUGGUAGUGCAUGAGACCUCCCUUCUUGUCCCGUGGCUUUCACACCCUGUGGGUGAGCCAGGCCCAGAGGUGGGAGAGGGGUGAUUGUUUGAUGAAACACCAGGUGACUCUGAAGAGCUUGUUCUUUCAAGAAGUCGACGCUCGGUUCUUAUAAGUCCUUCAACAUCUGGAAAGGAAUGGAUCCAAUUUGCACAGUCAAAAUGUUCCCAAAAUGAGCGGGGGAAACCUUUUCUCAACACCAGCUUUGCCCUACAAGUCCAGCAUCCUGUCUCUCAGGUUAGAGUCCAUAAAAGAGGGGGCUGGUUCUGACUAAAGAACAACAGCUUUUUCUUUUCUUUUUCAAAUGAAUUUUACUGAGUGUUGACUGUGCCCUUUGCCCCCGCGAUCUCCUUACACUGGUCACCCCUAGUAAAAUCGAGAUCUACUGAUUGCUCUGUGUCACCUAAGAGGGGAUAUAGGUGACCAGAUAUCAUCCAGAUUCAUCAAGAGAUGAGGAUUCCUUUCCUAAUUUUCCUGGGAAAACUGGCCAUCUUCUGCUGGCAGCACAUGAUCCUUGCAUCAUGGUCUUGGAAACUGGACCAACUCUGAGGGGCAUCAGUGACGGCCAUGACUCUAACCCCCAGGGGAGGCAGAUUGCUAAAAAUUGUGAGGCACAGGAUGAGAUUAGCCUUGGGCCUGGGGGCACGGGAUUUUUUUUGUUUUGUUUUGUUUUUGUCUCCCUUCUUCCUGUUUUUUAUUAGUUCAAAGCUAGCUCUUCCUACCCACCCCACCCCACCCUCCGCCCCCAUCCCGAAUGUGAGUGUGAGACUAACAGACUCACCCAUUACCUCAUAUCCCUAUGCCUAACACAGUAAUCUCAAACAUCAACUACACAGAAGAAGCCAGAUGUUCUGAAUUUGACCCACGUCUGUUUGUCCAUCUGACUUCUCCUCCUGCACCCAAGUUCUUAAGGUGGCUGGUGUGGCACAUGGCACCUCCAAUUCUGAACUGCCCAUCUGGCUCCUGAAGGCUCUCUAUGUCUUCACCAUCUUCCCACACAUGGUCAGAACCAGUUGUCUGCCUCUCUGUGAAGGGAUUGCAAACUCAAUCCGAGACCCACAUCUAGAAAUACAAGAGCAGGAUUUGUUAGGCCUGAGAGCAUAUACACAUUUCACAGAAAGACUCAAAUGUGGGUUUCCACCUCCUGUGCUAGUCACACACAUGUGUCUGCCCGCAGUAUUCCUAAUGGCUGACAUGGAGGCGUCUGAUUUGGAGCCAAAUUCAUGAUUUUCACACAGUUAGCAAACACAUCAAAUACAGAAUUUCAAGUGGGGAGAAGCAAUUUGCCCUAUCAGGGGUGACGCUUGGAUCACUUCCAUGUAUGUUGAUUAGCAUGUUUUUCUGGAUCCAAACCAGUGUGAGGGAGACUCAGAGGAAGAUGUCGUAGCAUGUGAAGACUUACCUGCUUCCUGUCACUGGAACAUCUGACCUGAGUUCCUAUUGCUGCUACCGCUGUGUAAGACAGUCUGUGUAGUCAGUAAACAAUUCCAUAGCCAUUUCAUAACCUAGCCCUUAGAUUCACACUGUAAAUGCUCUAACCAUAGUUUAUAAUGGGGGAAGUUAUUCAGAUACCGUUUUUAAAUGAAUUCCUAUAAAUACAAUGAUUUUGAAAUUGGGUUUACUAACUACAUAUACAUCUUUUCCUUCUUUCAUGUAUGGAUAGACAGAGGUUUGCAUAUCUACUGACACUAUGAAUAUAUCUAUAUAUAUCUAGAGGAACUGUUCUUUUUUAAAGGUCUCUCACUGGAUUCACAAUGCACUUUGAGCUUGUCUGUUUAGAUAUAUAAUUUGAAGCAGAAGUUGGCAGAUACUACAGGCAACGAACUUUCUGGAAUUUCUGUAACAAAUGUUUUGCAAUAAAAAAAAAAUACAAAUAGUUUAAAACAUGA